AUGCAAUCGAAAGUUAGGAGGAAUAACGCACUUUCCCUGUUACUGCUGCUGCUACCUUACGUCACAACAGGAUUUUUGCUUUCCGACGCCUACAUCAAUAUCAUCAUGGAGUAUCACGAAAAUGCGAGGAAGUCCGUGGAGCCAAGGGCAGCCGAUAUGCAGAUGCUGGUUUACGAUGCAGAAUUAGAGAGACUGGCGUGGAAGUGGGCGCAACGGUGUGUUUACGAGCAUCCGGAUGAUAAUUGGUCCGAUUAUAAGGACUACGGACAGAACCUAGCCUAUGUGACCUUGCGAGAUCCCCUCGAAGCCCUGUAUAUGACGCUGGUGAUGUGGUGGCAAGAGAAGAUCGGCUACAAUAUUGAGGAUGAUUCCUGUACCCUUGAUUACUAGGUAAUUGGAUUGGCGAUGAUCGUUAUGAGGCGGGACCGUCUUGUAACAAAUGCCGGCCUGGACAGAAAUGCAAAAAGAGACAGUGCAUAG
Molecule: messenger RNA, 480 nt
Organism: Dibothriocephalus latus
Lineage: Eukaryota; Metazoa; Platyhelminthes; Cestoda; Diphyllobothriidea; Diphyllobothriidae
Source: the annotation of a GenBank genome assembly